Molecule: messenger RNA, 396 nt
Organism: Lachancea meyersii CBS 8951
Lineage: Eukaryota; Fungi; Ascomycota; Saccharomycetes; Saccharomycetales; Saccharomycetaceae
Source: the annotation of a GenBank genome assembly
AUGUUUAAACCAUCCUUUAGUCUUUUAAAAGAUGUUGUUAAGAUUACUGCGCGUGGAAGAAAGGGUUCCAACCCCGGAAAGCCUCUUUUGCCACCGCUUCAGCUGUUCAGACGGAUCCUCAGAGAGCACCGGAAUCUACCUGCUGCACAGAGAGAAUUGGGGGAUCAGUAUGUGAAAAAUGAGUUCAAGCUUCACAAGGACACCAGUAAUCCACUACACAUUGUCGGGUUUCUUGCCUCGUGGCAAGACUACUUGCAUAUCAUAACGCAAGGGCAGUGGCAGGAGGCCACGCUUUCCGCCGAAGUGCUCGACAAAAUGUCGCCCGAUCAAGUGACUCAAUUGUACGAGCUGAUGAAAGAGGCUGAGUCUCUGCGUCAGUCAGAAAAGGUAAUCUAA